Messenger RNA from Danio rerio (zebrafish), 2403 nucleotides. NCBI's taxonomy places the organism in Eukaryota, Metazoa, Chordata, Actinopteri, Cypriniformes, Danionidae. The record is from RefSeq and is a predicted model, not a curated record.
AGCCAGCAUCCUCCAGAUAUGUUUCACGUAGUUAGCUUGAUGACUUCAUGUCAGUUCUGAUAGCAUCUGUAAGCACGUCAACGUGAUCGGCAUUCACAUUCUGUUUUUUUUUUUUUUCCAAAUACAUUUUUGUUGCAGUGAAAUAGCUAUUUUAAAUAGUUCAUUGUGUGCGGGAUUGUGCCUUUGAAUAUUUUAGUAAUGAAUUACUGCAUGUCAGACAUGUAUGACAUAGCCCAUGGUGUAAGUGGCGGAUAUGCGGUGCCGCCCGGAGGUGAGUACUGCAUGUACAGUGGUGAAGGGCCUGGUUUCACUCACUGUGAACCACAGCCGUUACACCACCAUCCUCCAAGCAUGGAGCAGGCCUGGCAACACAGCCAACCCUAUGGGUGCCCGUUCAGUGGGGCUAACCCUGUUUUCAAGAGUGAGUUAUGCACCAUGGAGGUGCCUCUCAGUCACUAUCACCAACAAGACUACUACUCUGAUGGCAGGCCGGAUUUCUCUCAGAUGCAGUGGAUGCAAGGGCCACAUAAGAAAGGGUACAUACCAAGUUACCUGGACAAGGAUGAGCUGUGUGUUGUUUGUGGAGACAAAGCAACUGGUUAUCACUAUCGCUGCAUUACAUGUGAGGGCUGCAAAGGUUUCUUUCGACGCACAAUUCAGAAGAACUUAAACCCAACAUACGCAUGCAAGUAUGAAGGAAAGUGUGUCAUUGACAAAGUUACCCGAAACCAGUGCCAAGAAUGUCGCUUCAAGAAAUGCAUCGCUGUUGGCAUGGCUACAGACUUGGUAUUGGAUGACAGUAAACGUUUAGCCAAGCGGAAGCUGAUUGAGGAGAACCGUGAACGCCGACGGCGUGAGGAGCUGCAGAAGACUGUAUGGGAUCGACCAGAGCCCACACAGGAAGAGUGGGAGAUGAUACGGGUUGUCACAGAGGCCCAUAUGGCCACAAAUGCCCAAGGCAACCACUGGAAACAAAAGCGCAAAUUCCUGGUCGAGGAAGCAAUGCUACUUAAUGAAAUAACAUGUAAUUUAUUCUGUACUUCUGACCAGAGUGCAGUGGGGGUGAAGGAAGCCAAGCCAGAAGACAUUGGAUCGGCACCUAUUGUCAAUGCACCAGAGGGGAACAAAGUGGACAUUGAAGCCUUCAGUCAGUUUACAAAAAUUAUCACCCCCGCCAUCACUCGUGUCGUGGAUUUUGCCAAAAAGCUACCCAUGUUCUGUGAGCUGCCUUGUGAGGACCAGAUCAUUUUGCUGAAGGGUUGUUGCAUGGAGAUCAUGUCUCUUCGAGCAGCAGUGCGUUAUGACCCCGAGAGCGAUACUCUGACGCUAAACGGGGAGAUGGCUGUCACACGGGGCCAGCUCAAGAAUGGGGGUUUGGGUGUUGUCUCAGAUGCCAUCUUUGAUCUGGGUGUCUCGCUGUCCUCUUUUAACUUGGACGAUUCAGAGGUGGCGUUGUUACAAGCCGUGAUUCUGCUUUCCUCUGAUCGUCCAGGUUUAACAAGCGUUGAGCGGAUAGAGCGUUGUCAGGAGGAGUUUCUUUUGGCCUUUGAACAUUACAUCAACUACCGUAAGCACAAGGUGGCUCACUUUUGGCCCAAACUGCUGAUGAAGGUGACAGACCUGCGCAUGAUUGGUGCCUGCCAUGCCAGCCGCUUCCUGCACAUGAAGGUGGAAUGUCCCACAGAGCUCUUUCCGCCCCUCUUCCUGGAAGUGUUUGAAGACUGAUGGCAAUCCAAUCAGGCCAAGCUGCUCCCACCAACACCAACCUCCACAAAUCAGACCUCUACAGUCUCCCUGUUCCUGGUCAUAUGUUUCUAGCACUACUGAACAUCAUUUCAUUCCAUAGAGUUAGGAGUAGCUCUGGGGCCUAUUUGAUGGGAUCCAUUCCUUUUACAAAGCGGGUACAUUUGAAUAGCAUAAAAAAAUAAAUUCUGUUACUAUUGUUUUGUUUUUUCAGAAAUGUUUGAUAUCUGGUCAUAGUGUUGGAUACCGCUCAACAGAAAUGUAUGAACUAUGCAUUCAGGUUUCAUGUCACAUCAGGCCUCAGAAAUAAGUCAAAUAGCGCCACACUGCAAAGGAUAAUAGCAAUAUUUUGUUUCAAUUUACGUCCUUAUUCUAUUGGUCUAUAGGUCUUUUUAAGCUUAUGUUAAGCUAUAGGUUGUUUAUUGUUUUGUUCCAGAACCCUGUAAAGCACUUACAGUACCUAGACCGAAUUUCAUUACAUCAAUAGGCGCAAAGUAAAAUCACAAUUGUGGGCUAUAUUAUUACAAUACUUUUGUCCUAGACAAAAUCACUAAAUGGAAAAUGCAUUUAUACUUGUAACUUUAAUUUGCAUAGUUUAGGAGCAGUACCACAAAAAUAGAUCUUAGACUCUUUAUUGUCUCAGGUUUGUCAGAAUAACUC